This is a messenger RNA of Wyeomyia smithii (pitcher-plant mosquito), 3463 nucleotides long. It is a transcript of the gene ome, whose product is annotated as venom dipeptidyl peptidase 4. Gene Ontology annotation, molecular function: serine-type peptidase activity; dipeptidyl-peptidase activity. Gene Ontology annotation, biological process: proteolysis. Lineage: Eukaryota; Metazoa; Arthropoda; Insecta; Diptera; Culicidae. The transcript has 7 exons. Bases 387 to 2936 code for a protein of 849 amino acids. The record is from RefSeq and is a predicted model, not a curated record.
GCUCAGAUCGGCAGUAUCUCAUUGGAGGGCCCGUUGGACGCACCGUCGAAGCGUGGAUUCUGCUCGUGGCCCGCCCGGUGUCUUGCUGAAGAACAAUAAAAACAGAACGAAGCGAUUCCGAGAUGGGGCCACGAUUCGAAACUAGCAAGUUGUGGAAUAACCGGUUUAAUGGAUGAAAAAUUUGGUACCAUUUGUGACAUAAGCAUAAGAAAUAUGAUUACGUGAUUUCGGUGGUGUAGCAGCGGAAAAAAACACCACAGGUGUGUAUCGUUUUCGGUUCAAAUGGCGAACAGACAUAAAAACAUGCCGAAAUAUGAGCUCAGCUAGAUGAAGCACCAGUUUAGCUCUGGUGGCACUUUUUAUUGAGUGGAAAGUGUGCGCGAAAAAUGAGCAGCAGUGUGACCGUCGAGUAUCGAAAGCUUUCUCAACGGGACGAUCCGGAGUACAAUAGUGGAGAGGACAGUUCGGGAUUAUCAAGUGAUAUCGAAGAGUGGAGUAUCAGUGGAAACGACCGUGCCAGAGAACGGAUGGUGCUGAAGAAACCCGACCCUGAUGAGAAUAAGUUUUCGCGAUCCGCCAAAAUGACGAUUCAAAUGUAUGAGGAACUGGUGGAAUCCAAGAAGCGCAACACCAAGAAGUACCUGCUGAUAGGCGGAGGGGUAGCGAUCGUACUUGUCGUUGUCAUAACCUUGAUCGUCGUAUUCACCGGUGAUGAUUCAACCGAUAAUGGCGACAGCAGCCCGCUCGUGAUAGGUGACCCUAUCACAUUGGAGGAUUUCCUUACGGGCAAGUUGGCGGCACGGGACUUUAGCGGAGCUUGGUCUCUCAGUGGGAAAAUUAUCUCUCGAGACGAACUAGGACAGCUGUUGGCGUACGAUCCGGUUACGAAUGUGACCAGCGUGUUACUCGAUACAAGUAACGAUCAGUUGCUGGAAGGAUUCAAGUUCGAUUUGUCAGCGGAUGAGCGGUACUUGCUGGUGGCUCGAGGUUACAGUAAGAUCUUCCGGCACAGUUUCCUAGCUCUUUAUGACAUUGUGGAUCUGCAGGAUAAAAAAGUCAUACCGGUGAACGUAAAUAACGAAAGGAGAGCUCUCAAUCUAGUGGAAUGGAGUCCUGUUGGAAAUUCCUUCAUAUUCGUAUAUCAGAACAACAUUUACUACAAAGCAUCACCGGAUGCAAUCGAGGUACAAAUCACCGAUGAUGGAGCUCCCGGCAUUUAUAACGGUAUACCAGAUUGGGUUUACGAGGAGGAAGUCUUCUCGACAAACGUUGCUACGUGGUUCUCGCCGGAUGGCAAAAGAAUUGCAUUCAUAAAAUUCAGCGACGUUAACACCCGAGUGAUGAAGAUUCCUAUCUACGGUCCGGCUGGAAACCCAGAGUUCCAGUAUCCUCACGAAUUGUCUCUUCACUACCCCAAAUCAGGUACCCCGAAUCCGGAGGUUUUCCUCUAUCAAGUUGAUUUGACGAAUCCAACCGUUAAAACGGAAAUCGUUCCUCCGCCUUCGUUGGUUACUACGGAAAAAGAUCAUAUCAUAACCUCUGUCGGGUGGGCGACGAACGAUCGAGUGAUCUCAAUCUGGAAGAAUCGUGUCCAAAACCACGCCAUCAUUAAAUCAUGCGAUGCAAGUAAUACCUGCGUUGAAGUUCACGAGAUAAACGUGAGCGGUGGAUGGUUGGAGUUAUUCAGCGCACCGAUUUUCAAUAAGGAUGGCUCCCACUUUGUGCUGAUUUCAUCGGUGAAUGGCUAUCGGCAUGUGACGAUGAUACCGACGGCAGUGAAAGGUAGCGAAGCUAUUACCAGUGGGAAAUUUGUUGUUCAAGAUAUUCUGAAGUGGGAUGCCGAGAGUAAUUUGAUUUUUUACACUGCCAACACCGCGGAAGAUUCACAUGUGCUGCACAUUUACGCUGUCCUUGGCGAGAAAGGCGCUACGGCACAGUGUUUGAGCUGUCUGGCAGAAUCUAGCCCACUACAGUCUUAUUUCAACGCACAAAUGAGCAAGAAGGGUAACUAUCUAGUGCUGGAGGCGAAAGGACCCAAUGUACCUUGGAGUGAACUUUACCAUUGGAGCUACGACAAUAAAUUACUCAUUUUGAAAUCGGUAAAAUCGUUGGAAACUAACAAAGCCCUACGUGAACGUUUGGAGGGCAAAGCUAUCCCAACAGUGCAGUAUCACGAAUUCAAUCUGGGAAAUAAUUUCACCUCCAAGGUGAUGCUGCUUGUGCCUCCGGGAGCCGACCUUAGCGGUAAAGUGAAGUAUCCGAUGUUAAUCGAUGUUUAUGGAGGUCCAAACUCGAACUCCGUGACCGGUUCCUGGUCUAUAGGCUGGGGCCACCAUAUGAGCUCAAACCGAUCGGUGGUAUACGCGAAGAUCGAUGGACGUGGUUCGGGACUACGCGGAGAUAAUCUGCUGUUUCAAAUCUGGCACAAGUUGGGCACGGUGGAGGUUGACGAUCAAAUUACGACCGCAAAGAAACUGGCCGAAGAACUGAACUUUAUUGAUCCGACACGGGUAGCGAUCUGGGGAUGGAGCUACGGUGGGUAUGCUUCCGCCAUGGCCCUUGCAAAGGAUACCGAGAAUGUGUUCAAAUGUGCAACUUCGGUAGCUCCGGUAACGGAUUGGACAUUUUACGAUUCAAUCUACACGGAAAGAUACAUGGGACUACCGAAAGACAACGCCAUAGGGUAUCAAGAAUCUCGCUUGACUUCGUUGUACGCCAAAUUUCGCAAUCGAACGUAUAUGUUAGUUCAUGGAACGUACGACGACAAUGUCCACUUCCAACAGGCGAUGCAACUGUCGCGAAUGCUGGAGACCCAUGAUAUUAUGUUCAAACAAGUGAGUUACCCCGAUGAGGACCACAGUCUGGCUGGCGUUCGUCCCCAUCUCUACCACACCCUGGGACGGUUCUUCAGUGAGUGCUUUAACCUGCGCGAUUAGCACGGCCUCCUCGUGGAGGACAGCGAGCACGAAACGUACUUCCUACCGGCGAACGAUUCCUCCACCGUGAAAGACUUAUCUAGCAUUCUGUGUAGUUUUCAGUCGAACCAGCUUAGCGAUUGUGAGUGAAGGGAUUUUUUCCUUGUCUCCUGUAAAUAAUGUAUGUAAAUGAGAGUGUGUACAUAUGGCAUCUCCUGUUGUUAUCAUUCGAUUUUUGCGUGGAACCUUGGAGCCACGGACGUGUUUAAUAGAAAGCUGUAAAGUCACAAUCGAUGUUUUGGGUCGGUCUAAUUACCGAGGCUUUUGCCUGUAUUUUUAGCGGAACCAAAUGCCAAGUGUUACGAUGUGUAACUUACUAGUCAGUAUUCAGAAAUUUGCCAGCAGAAAACAUAUAUUUCCUAUGUUUGAAGACCGUGUUGUAAAGAAUGUUUAGAAUCCUGCGCAAUGUUUAAUCUAUACCUUUUCAUUAGACACAGAUAGGUCGAAUGUUACCGGAUGUUAGAUGUUGAAAAUAAAUCUUUUUAAGG